UCUCAGGUGUUUUAAGGAACUGGAACCAUGACGGACUCCAAAUACUUCACAACCAAUAAAAAAGGAGAGAUUUUUGAACUGAAGGCUGAACUCAAUAAUGAAAAGAAAGAGAAGAGGAAAGAAGCUGUAAAGAAGGUUAUUGCAGCCAUGACCGUGGGGAAGGAUGUCAGCUCACUCUUUCCUGAUGUUGUGAACUGCAUGCAGACUGACAACUUGGAGCUGAAGAAGUUGGUCUACCUGUACCUGAUGAACUACGCCAAAAGUCAGCCAGAUAUGGCCAUUAUGGCUGUCAACAGCUUUGUGAAGGACUGUGAGGACCCAAACCCUCUCAUCCGUGCUCUGGCUGUCCGUACAAUGGGAUGCAUCAGGGUGGACAAGAUCACGGAGUAUUUGUGUGAGCCUCUUCGCAAGUGUCUGAAGGAUGAAGACCCUUAUGUACGAAAGACCGCAGCUGUCUGUGUGGCGAAGCUGCAUGACAUCAAUGCCCAGAUGGUGGAGGACCAAGGAUUUCUGGAUUCUCUGCGCGACCUGAUUGCAGACUCCAAUCCCAUGGUGGUAGCGAACGCUGUGGCUGCCUUGUCGGAAAUCAGUGAAUCGCAUCCCAACAGCAACCUGCUGGAUUUGAACCCUCAGAACAUUAACAAGCUGCUGACAGCUUUAAAUGAGUGCACAGAGUGGGGCCAGAUCUUCAUCCUGGACUGUCUGUCCAACUACAACCCCAAGGAUGAUCGCGAAGCUCAGAGUAUUUGUGAACGAGUGACCCCUCGGCUGUCUCAUGCCAACUCAGCAGUGGUGCUGUCAGCAGUGAAAGUCUUGAUGAAGUUCCUGGAACUUCUUCCCAAGGACUCAGACUAUUACAACAUGCUGCUGAAGAAACUUGCCCCUCCGCUGGUGACCCUGCUGUCUGGAGAGCCCGAAGUUCAGUAUGUUGCCCUGAGGAACAUCAACUUGAUUGUGCAGAAAAGGCCUGAAAUCCUCAAGCAGGAAAUCAAGGUAUUCUUUGUGAAGUACAACGACCCCAUCUAUGUCAAACUGGAGAAACUGGACAUCAUGAUCCGCCUAGCUUCUCAGGCAAACAUUGCCCAGGUCCUGGCAGAGCUCAAGGAAUAUGCUACUGAGGUGGAUGUUGACUUUGUGCGCAAGGCUGUCCGAGCAAUUGGGCGCUGUGCCAUCAAGGUUGAGCAAUCUGCGGAGCGCUGCGUGAGCACACUGCUAGACCUCAUCCAGACCAAGGUCAACUAUGUGGUCCAGGAGGCCAUUGUUGUCAUCAGAGACAUCUUCCGCAAGUACCCCAACAAGUAUGAAAGCAUCAUUGCCACUCUGUGCGAGAACCUAGAUUCCCUGGAUGAACCAGAUGCCAGAGCUGCCAUGAUCUGGAUAGUGGGCGAAUAUGCAGAAAGAAUUGACAAUGCAGAUGAGCUGUUGGAGAGUUUUUUGGAGGGCUUCCAUGAUGAAAGUACUCAGGUUCAGCUCACCCUACUGACUGCUAUAGUGAAGCUCUUCUUAAAAAAGCCUCCAGUGUCUCAGGAUUCUGAUAACCCAGACCUGCGGGAUCGUGGCUACAUCUACUGGCGCCUUCUUUCCACGGAUCCAGUGACUGCCAAAGAAGUGGUCCUCUCAGAAAAGCCACUUAUUUCUGAAGAGACUGAUCUGAUUGAACCGACUCUACUAGAUGAGUUGAUCUGCCAUAUUGGGUCUCUGGCUUCUGUGUACCACAAACCACCAAACGCUUUUGUGGAGGGGAGCCAUGGGAUCCACCGCAAACACUUGCCAAUUCACCAUGGGAGCACUGAUGCAGGUGAUAGCCCCAUGGGCACAACAGCCACUACAAACCUGGAGCAGCCGCAGGUCAUUCCAUCGCAGGGUGACCUUCUGGGUGACCUUCUCAACCUGGAUCUGGGACCCCCAGUGAAUGUUCCCCAAGUGUCCUCCAUGCAGAUGGGUGCUGUGGACCUCCUGGGAGGAGGACUGGACAGCUUGCUUGGCAGUGACCUUGGCGGGGGCAUUGGAGGAAGCCCGGCAGUGGGGCAGACCUACAUUCCCUCUUCUGUGCCAGCCACCUUUGCCCCUUCACCCACCCCAGCAGUGGUGAGCAGUGGACUCAACGAUCUCUUUGAGCUCUCAUCUGGUAUAGGCAUGGCUCCUGGAGGAUAUGUGGCUCCGAAGUCUGUUUGGUUGCCUGCAGUGAAGGCUAAAGGAUUGGAGAUCUCGGGUACGUUCAGUCACAGGCAGGGACACAUCUACAUGGAGAUGAACUUUACCAAUAAGGCUUUGCAGCACAUGACCGACUUUGCCAUUCAGUUCAAUAAGAACAGCUUCGGGGUCAUUCCAAGCACCCCGUUGGCCAUUCACACACCUCUGAUGCCAAACCAAAGCAUUGAUGUCUCCCUGCCCCUCAACACUCUGGGACCAGUCAUGAAAAUGGAGCCUCUGAACAACCUCCAGGUGGCUGUGAAAAACAACAUUGAUGUCUUUUACUUCAGCUGCCUAAUUCCUCUCAACGUGCUUUUCGUAGAGGAUGGCAAAAUGGAGCGCCAGGUCUUCCUUGCAACAUGGAAGGAUAUUCCAAAUGAAAAUGAGCUUCAGUUCCAGAUUAAAGACUGUCACCUGAAUGCUGACACCGUUUCCAGCAAACUGCAGAACAACAACGUCUACACCAUUGCCAAGAGGAACGUGGAAGGCCAGGACAUGCUCUACCAGUCUCUGAAACUCACCAACGGCAUCUGGAUCUUGGCCGAGCUUCGCAUUCAGCCAGGGAACCCAAACUACACGCUCUCCCUGAAAUGCCGAGCUCCCGAAGUGUCCCAGUACAUCUACCAGGCCUACGAUGCCAUCUUGAAAAACUAACAGGAGAUCAGCCUGUGCCUCACCCUGCAGAAGGAGGGGGGAGAAAGGGGUCCCCAGAUCCUCCUUCACCACUGACGCGGGGAAAAGCACUCUUAACUGGAAGCAGCUGUAUUCAUGUGUAGGAUUUCAGUCAAAGGCACUGAUUAAACAAGGUAGCAAGUAGUAUCCACGUGCUAAUGAUGAUAAGGAACAAACCCCUUUGAUAUUUUUAGCGUCCAUGGAGUUUGUAACCACUGCUUCGACUAUUCCCACGUCCCCCUCGCCCCUCACUCGUUGUCCGUCCUCGUGGGCUUCUCCAUUUUGUGCCAAUGUUCAGUGUUUUCUAAAUGGCUUUAGGCGUAGUUACGAUUUUGUAAAAUACCGCUCAUUGAAAAAAAAAACAAGCAAAAACCACAAGUCGGCUCAUUAAAACAAGGCAAAAGUGUCGAAAACAUAACACUGCACUUUAUUUUAUAUUUUUAUACAUUUUUUUGAGUUUUUCUAUUGUAAUUGGCUUAAAGGGAAGGCGAUUCCAAGGAAGUAUUGGGAGCUCUGCAGGGUUGUCAGGCUCUAGCAGGGUGAGCGUGGCCUCGGGGAACUAGGAACAGAGCCAUCAGUUCGGUCCGUGGAGGCGGAUGGAGCCCUAAAGAGAGGGGUUUUUUAUUACACUUGUGCUGGCAGACUCGGCUCUGCUUUUGAUGGUGUGUUUUCACUCCAACCAUCUCCCUGGCUCAUUAGCUGCUGACUUGAGAAGUGAGGCUGCUUUUGCGUGGGGAGGAGCUGCAGACCUAGAUUGAUAACGGGACAGCGGUGGAUGAAAUGAAGGAAACAAGCCCACUCUUAGAGCAAAAGGCUCUUGCCAGAGCUCCAGGUAUGGUCUCUGCAUCCUCACCCAUCCACAGCCCCUCUUCUUGUUCUUUCCGUGCCUGCUAUGGCCAAACUGCCUUCUCAGCCAUCCCCUGAGCUGUGCCACCUUCACCUGGCACUGUGCUAACCUCCGGAAACCCCCGAGGCUCGCGGUGGUAAAUCCGAACGUGGCAGUGCUGCUUCCCCACCGGGGCUGUGGGCAUCAGCUGUGCCCCUACGGAGCGGGGCCGCUGCUGGCAGUGUCCCGGGGUGCCGCAGGGAGUGGAGCUGCUCUCCCUGUUCCCGUGCUGUCCCCCAAAACCCAGGCUGUGGCGUGAUGGGAGAUGGUUUGAGCUUGGCGGUGUUUGCACCCUGCCUGCCUGGGGACUUCAGGUCCCGGCUGGGCUGAGUCGAGCAGAUCGUGGAAGUGUUUCUUCCAGUUGCAGCUUGGCUCUUUGUGCCCAGAGGCACACGGUAACAAGGGCCAGUCGGCUUCCUGCUCUCACCCCCUGUCCCGAGCAGCCUCAUGCCCUGGCCCCUCUUUUCCGACCUGCCCUUAGGGCCAGGACUGCUUCCCUUUCCAGUCCAUGGCUGUGGACUUGCCACAUUGCAACCACUAAGUGCUGCAGCAACAGCAGUGAAAGCAAAGCCUCUUGCAUGUCCUUGCUCCAUCCAUAGCUUGUCCUGCUUAAACCAAGCCACUAACCAGAACGGCUUCGCCCUCCCCAGCAUGCUUUGACACCAUCUCCUCCCCAGCAAGCAAAGCUCUUAUGCAUAGCAACCCCCAUGUUGUCUUUUUAGAUGCCACAUUCAAAGUCAAUAAAUGUUUUACGGUGGGAUAUGAUUCAUCAGGGCUUUGGCACUGUCUGCAACCAAGAAGCCAGUGCUGGGAAAAGGUCACAAUGCCCUGGAAGAGACUCCAGCAGGGCACGGGAGCUGCAGGACCCUGAGGAAGGUGGUGUCCCUGUGCUCUGGCUGGGGAAAAAGUGGGGCAGAGCUGGAGCAAUCCAGCCUUUGAGCCCUGCCCACGUGUGCUGGGAGGUGAUUUGCUCCAAGCCCUGCGGGUGCACUGCAAAAAUGAUUAAUAGAGCAAUUAAGGAAGCACCAGUGGUACUGAGUGCGAUGCUGUGUCGGGGCAGGGAGGAGAUGGUAGAGGGUCAGGAACAAACACUAAACCUCCUCCACUAACCAGCCGAUGUAGCUUCGACGUGGGGAGGGGUUGCUGAGCACCCCCUUCUCUCGCCAAAUUUCUUCCCAGCUUUUCGGGCGCAUGGGUGUCUCUGUGCUGCAGGGCGGAGCCUGGGCUCGGUCGGUGGCCUCUUGCCCUCCUCUCCCGCCACGUCGCUCGUUCGAGUGUUCGCCGCGUAGUUGUGUUGCUCUUCAGGCUUUACCUGCCAUCCGUGUCAAUAAACUCAUUUCCACUA
Molecule: messenger RNA, 5096 nt
Organism: Pygoscelis adeliae (Adelie penguin)
Lineage: Eukaryota; Metazoa; Chordata; Aves; Sphenisciformes; Spheniscidae
Gene: AP2B1
Product: adaptor-related protein complex 2, beta 1 subunit
Exons: 21
Coding region: 28-2847 (939 amino acids)
Biological process (GO): intracellular protein transport; vesicle-mediated transport
Cellular component (GO): membrane coat; clathrin adaptor complex
Molecular function (GO): clathrin binding
Source: RefSeq, a predicted model, not a curated record